Carlito syrichta (Philippine tarsier) is the source of this 2962-nucleotide messenger RNA. RefSeq names its product peripheral-type benzodiazepine receptor-associated protein 1-like. Gene Ontology annotation, cellular component: mitochondrion. The annotation marks the transcript as partial. Gene Ontology annotation, biological process: neuromuscular synaptic transmission. Gene Ontology annotation, molecular function: protein binding. NCBI's taxonomy places the organism in Eukaryota, Metazoa, Chordata, Mammalia, Primates, Tarsiidae. The record is from RefSeq and is a predicted model, not a curated record. The transcript has 16 exons.
AGGCUCAGCCCUCCUCGGCGCCCACCAUCUCGAGGCUCCCGGACUGUAAGGGACCCCUGCAGUCCCCAGAGCUGAAGCCAGUGGGGGCUGAGACUAUGAGGCAAGCAGCCCAUCGACCCAGGCCUCCUUAGGACCAGCCCGGCCACCCAGCAAGCAAGAGAACAGAAGCAGAGAGAGGAGCAGGAGAUAAAGGACCACAGCGGACCCUUGGGGAUCACCCCCCAGCGGCUCCUGAGGACCCCAGCCAGGCGGAGGGGUCAUGAUGGAUGGCCAGACUCACAGACACUGACAGACACAUAAUGACAGCCAUGCACACAGCUGCAAAACACUGACACGCUCAGAUACAACCAGUGACAGCAUCACACACUGCCACAGCCCUGCAAUACAGACACCCACACACACACAGAAACAACUGGUAACUCUAAGGCAGGCAGACAGUGACACACAGCACCACCCCCUCAACACACAUAAGUGGGGGUACCCAUCCUCCAGACACACGCAAGACAGUGCUGACCCGCACAGACAGACCUGGAGACACACACGCACACCCUCACCCAGGCGCUGCUGUAGGUGGCCUCUGCACAUCUUUCCCACCCCCACGGGGACACCCUCGCUCCUCUACAUACUCGCGCACACACACAGCCACCAGCAAACACGGCUCACAUACCCCUGGCUCCAGCUCCGGCAGCCCCGGCGCAUUCUACAGCCUCCUUUGUGGGUGGGGAAGAGCUCAGCCAACCUUGGAUGGAGCCUCGGUGAAGCCAAGAACUCAGAGGGGAGAGGGGCCGGCCUGGCAUGACCCUCGCUGCCUUCCCCCACUUGACUGGGUGAUGUCCCCCGGCCCGGGUUCUGGGGUCCCUUGGCAGUAUCAUGGAGCAACUGACAACCCUCCCACGGCCUGGGGACUCUGGAGCCAUGGAGCCAUGGGUACUGCCUGCCUGGCAGAGCUGGACUCCAGGCCGGGGGGGUGAACCUGGGAGUGCAGCCCCAAGAGAGGCUGAUACUCCUCCAGCAGCUCUGCAGCUUACAGAACUGAGGCCUGAGGGGUGCUCUCAGCCUGAAGGAGCCCAGAGCCCCAGGCCCAUGGGGGACAUUCACCCUGAAGGAACAGGGACUGGGCUGCCCAGCCUGGGGCAGCAAGCAGCAAGCUCUGGACCCGGCUGCCCAAGGCUGGAGGAUGAGGAGGUGGAGGCUUUCCCUAAGGCCACGCUGAACAUGGGCUUCGGGGACGGGCCCAAUCUGGAGCUGCUGAGGGCCCUGGGGGAGCUGCAGCAGCGCUGUGCCAUCCUUAAGGAGGAAAACCAGAUGCUGAGGAAGAGCAGCUUUCCCGAGACGGAGGAGAAGGUGCGGAGGCUGAAGCGGAAGAACGCCGAGCUGGCGGUCAUUGCCAAGCGCCUGGAGGAGAGGGCCCGGAAGCUGCAGGAAACAAACCUGAGGGUGGUGAGUGCCCCCUUGCCCCGACCGGGGGCCAGCUUGGAGUUGUGCCCGAAGGCCUUAGCCCGCCAGCGAGCCCGGGACCUCAGUGAGACAGCCAGUGCACUGCUGGCCAAGGACAAGCAGAUCGCUGCCCUGCAGAGGGAGUGCAGGGAGCUGCAGGCCAGGCUCACCCUGGUGGGCAAGGAGGGUCCCCAGUGGCUCCACGUGCGGGACUUCGACCGGCUGCUGCGCGAGUCCCAGCGGGAAGUGCUGCGACUGCAGAGGCAGAUCGCCCUGCGCAACCAGCAGGAGCCGCCCCCGCCGUCCCGGCCCCCGGGCCCUGCUGCCCCGGCCAGAGCAGGGGCGCCGGCCCCCGGGGCCCCGGGAGAGGCCACGCCCCAGGAGGAUGUGAACAACCCACCUGUGGUCCUAGGGGAGCCAGAGAAACAGCAGAGGGUGCAGCAACUGGAAUUGGAGCUCAGUAAGAAGCGGAAGAAAUGCGAGAACUUGGAGCAGGAAGCCCGGAAAAAGCAGAGGCGAUAUGAGGAGCUGGAACUGCAGCUGAAAGAAGCCCAGAAUGAGAAUGCCCGCCUGGUGGAGGAGAACUCUCGGCUCAGUGGGAGAGCCACGGAGAAGGAGCAGGUGGAGUGGGAGAAUGCGGAGCUGAGGGGCCAGCUCCUGGGGGUGACGCAGGAGAGGGAUUCAGCCCUUCGCCAGAGCCAGGGCCUGCGGAGCAAGCUGGAGAGCCUGGAGCAGGUGCUGAAGCAUAUGCGGGAGGUGGCCCAGCGGCGGCAGCAGCUGGAGGUGGAACAUGAGCAGGCUCGGCUCAGCCUGCGGGAGAAGCAGGAGGAGGUCCGGAGGCUGCAGCAGGCCCAGGCAGAAGCCAAGCGUGAACAUGAAGGGGCCGUGCAGCUGCUGGAGUCUACCUUGGAUUCCAUGCAGGCCCGGGUUCGAGAGCUCGAGGAGCAGUGCCGCAGCCAAACAGAGCGCUUCAGCCUCUUGGCACAGGAGCUUCAGGCCUUCCGCCUGCACCCUGGCCCCUUGGAUCUGCUCACCUCUGCCCUGGAUGGUGGGGCCCUUGGGGACCGCCCACCACCCCCCUGCUGCUGCUCCACCCCCCAGCCCUGCCGGGUGUCCGGUCCCAAAGACCUUGACCUCCCUCCGGGCUCCCCGGGGCGCUGUACUCCAAAGUCUUCCGAACCUGCCCCUGCCACCCUUACUGGGGUCCCUCGAAGGACGACCAGGAAGGCAGAGUCUCUCUCCAACUCCUCUCGCUCUGAGUCCAUCCACAACAGUCCCAAGUCAUGUCCUACACCUGAGGUGGACACAGCCAGUGAGGUGGAGGAGCUGGAGGCCGACAGUGUCUCCCUGCUCCCAGCAGCACCAGAGGGCAGCCGAGGAGGAGCCAGGAUCCAGGUCUUCCUAGCUCGCUACAGCUACAACCCCUUCGAGGGCCCCAAUGAGAAUCCAGAGGCAGAGCUUCCGCUGACAGCUGGCGAGUACAUCUAUGUUUAUGGCAACAUGGAUGAAGAUGGCUUUUUUGAAG